Arvicanthis niloticus (Nile rat) is the source of this 5082-nucleotide messenger RNA. It is a transcript of the gene Tmem229a, whose product is annotated as transmembrane protein 229A. NCBI's taxonomy places the organism in Eukaryota, Metazoa, Chordata, Mammalia, Rodentia, Muridae. The record is from RefSeq and is a predicted model, not a curated record.
GAGAGGGGUAUGGGAAGGGCCGGGGGAAGGGCGAUCUCCGCUCGCUUACGCUCCCCGAGCCUGCCGCAGAGGCGGCGGGGCUGAGCCGCGGAGGGGAUGGAGCUGCCACCAGCCUCGGCUCUCUUCCCCACAGCCCCAGCAUCGCCUCCCCUCGCCCGGCCGCGCCACUCUUUAGGCCGCGCAGGGUGAUCGCGAGCGCGGUUGAGCAACACCUCACCCUGGACUGGAGAGGAGGGCUCGCCAGGGCCACGGCACAGGGACUCCUCGCGUCCCGGGCGACCUGCGCGUCUCCCGAGCGCCUGGAGACCCCGAUCAGAACGAAGCUACGUGUGCCCCCCAGUCUACUUCCCCCGGGACGGGGAAUCUGUGUGGGGUUCGGCCGCUGGACCCCGGGCGCCCGGGUAGCCCAUGGCGGGCAGCGAUGUGGCGAGUGAGGGGCCAUCGCCGAGGGGUGGCGCGACCCAGAGACCCGGGGCUACCGGCGGGCUGCGUAGCCAGGCGGCCGCCAACUGCCCUGAGCCGCUGUCCGCUGCUGAAGCUCCGGCCGAGCGAGGCGAGUUGCCAGCCUGGAUGCGCCUCUACUUCUACGGGAUGCACGGCAUCACCCUGGACGUGCUGGUGUCCUCUGCCAGGCGCUUCGCCCGCAGCCUGGAUCUGCGGAUGCUGGGCUUCUCUUCGCCCUACCGCUGCCUCCUGCACUCGCUCACCCACUUCGCCCUGGAGCAGCUCUACCUGCAGCGGCCGCGCUGCCCCAGCGCCUUCCUCUUCAAUUUCUUGCUCUACCCCUCAGCGCACGUCGGGCUGCAGACCCUGGCGGGCCAAGCGCUACUGCUCAGCCUAGGUGGCGGGCCGGGGGGCGCGGCGGCUCCGGGGGCACUCGACCUGGCGCUGCAGUACGUGCUUGCGCUCUACCACGGCCAAGUGUUCUUGAAGCGCUUCCUGUGUUUGCGGUACCCGCGGCAGUGCAAGCAGCAAACCAGGGACACACUACCCGCAGCCCCGGACGCCCAGAUCCUUUGGGAGGCUGGUGGCCAGAGACGAGGACCGCGUGGCCCAAGGGGCACAGAACGAUCCCCUACCCAAGGACUGCCCGACCUCCUCCGCUUCCUUUUCUUCGGAAUGCACGGCUUUCUGGAUGAGAUCUUCUUCACCUUCUUCUUCAAUGUGCUGGGGCAGGGGGACGGGGCCAGCAGUGGCCACACAUCCCUCUGGUCUUUCUUCAUGUAUGGAAGUUGUAGUUUCGUGGUGGAAAAACUCUACUUCCACCUUCACUACAGCCGUGGCUGGGGUACGUGGAAGCGGGUGCCCAUCUAUGUGAUCUUCAUCUAUGCGUGGGAAUUUUCCUGGGGUCUGGGACUUCGUAUGUGUGGUGCCUGUUCCUGGGACUAUUCCCACUAUCCACUUAAUUUCAUGGGCCUCAUCACUUUGAUGUAUUUACCUGGUUGGCUAUUUCUUAGUGUGUACCAGGACCUACUGUCCAAUGUGUUAUGGCGGGUGCAGUAUGUCCCAACGAACUAAGAUUAACGGGGGGAAGGGGGAGGAAGAAAAGAAAGUAUCAGAAUCUGAAAAAAAAAAUGAUGCAAUUUAUUUUUACACAUUUUAAACAAGGUGGUUUUGCUUUCAGUCUUUUAAUUUUUAUACUCUUUACUAAACUCUUCCAGCAUACACUUGACAUUUUCGUUGUCUGGACUGCUUGGAAUCUAUAUGUUAAGUUCAAUACUUUGAAAUGUUACUCAAAAAUAACUCAGAAUAUUUAACUCAUCAACAAUUUAAACUUAAGAGGCCAAACAGCAAAAACCACUCGACCUUAACAUCAGGAACGGGUAGUAUUCACUUGACCUCGAUGAGUGACAGCUCCGUAUUUUUCUGUUCUUCUAUGGAAGCUUUCAGACCAGAGAGCAGCGACUUCUACAAGUUGCUGAUGUAAUGAUCCGUUUACUUUCUUUUCAAUGCAAUUUCCUUUUACCUUCUUGUCAUGUUUACCAGUGGCGGCUGAAACUCCAUGUUUUGUACUUCAGAAACUUCGGUCCACAGCUAUUAAAGUGCCUCCGUCCAGCAUACAGGUGAGAGGAAGCUGGCAAGUGUGAAAAUAUGCCGUGAACACAUUUUUGACACGAGGAAGUCCUUUCUGUCAACCCCAACAGGUGACACUGUGUUGAGAUAUUUGAUUGCCAUCUUGGAAAUGACUGCUUUCCAAUGUUGGCUAGCCUUAAACACGAUGUGUGUUAACAUUAAUCAGACCAUGGUGUUAUCUAAACUUUUGUAACUGUGCAAUAACUUUGUUGUUUACCCUAUAUGUCCCAAAGCUGAGUGAAAUUAGACCACCUUCAAUAGUGUUCUAAUUCUAAGGACCCUUUUUCUACACAGAGUUUCAAAUAUAGAAACAGUACUUUGGAAUAAAUGGAAUCUGAAUUCUCCCUCUAAUUACAUCAGGCCUAAUUGCUUUCUCUACUUACUGAUGUCUUCUCUCCAUAUUUCUCCAACAGUCCUCCCCUCCCCCACACACACACCAUCACUUUUUCUCCCAGACCCUGAAUUUGGGGUCAGGCCUAUGUAGUAAUGCACAGUAUAAAUCCAUGAUAGCUUUUUGACAGCUUAUGAUUAAUUAAUGUCUAAAAGCUUCAAAGUUAAAUGAGAUGAUGGAAGCCAUUCUAAGAAAUGAUAUCUAAUUGAUUAAUAAUGUACUCUGAGGGUGUUUGUUGUUUUGUUGUAUUUAGAAGAGCAAGUCGGAUGGAGUGUUUCUCAGCCAAGAAUGACUAAUAACCUCUCAGCUUUCAGUACAAAGAUAAUUAGGAAAACUUAGAACGUGUUUAAUGACUUUAAAUCUUCCACAUGCUUGUGUGGUAAAAGGGGGAUGGUUUUGUUUCAAGAAAAGAAAAGGUUGCUAUGAAAAUAGAAAAGAACAUGUAUUUACAAGUGAUGUGAGGCACAGUUCUGAUAGUGUGAUAGUCAUCCAUCCCCUGACUAAAUUAUAAUAAUGGUACAUAGUCAACCGUACCUGUGAGAUGGAUGAGGGCCAACUAACUCUUCAUCAGCCAAUAGGUUCUAUGUCUACCAAAGGUUUCUUGUAAGUUUUCUGAUGACAGUUUGUCAUAGGUCAAAGGUUUCUGAAAAUUUUUGAGGGGAAAAUAUCUAAGGAGAAUCAGUAAAGCUAGACGCUGGGCAAGGUAUUUGUACUUCAAACGUGACACGGUACAUGGCAGUCUGAAUUUAGUGUGUCACGGCUGCACAUCCCACAUUCCUGGGAAGGUCGAGUCAACACAAUGACUGGGUAACUUGCUUAUUAAAUUGUCUGCACUCACUUCCUGCAUGUGCUGCUCUCAGAGCCACGGAGGAGCCCACUAGACUUCUCUAACUCAGAAAAACCCUAUGUAGGAACACAUGUCAUAUCAUCCUCCAUUUAAUACUACUCCCAUCACAAGGUCAGAGCAACGUUCUCACUCAUUACACUUAUUUAAGAAAUAGUACCCAGACACUUGCCAGGACCACGUGGACACAGCAAUGAACCGUUAGACGAAUCUCUGUCCUUAUAAAGUUGGCAAUCUACUGUUUUGAUUUAUUUGAAAUUUACUCCUUUUGUUGUUGUUGUUGUUGUUCUUGUUCUUGUUCUUGUUCUUGUUGCUCUUGUUGUUGUUCUUCUUGUUCUUAUUGUCAAAGACUGUUGGUUUUGUGAUGGGUAAUGAGUACUCCCAUCAGUCCUAUCUUGGGAACAUGACAAUCCAUCAUUCCUAAAAAUUAACCCAACUAACAAUCCCUCUGCCAGUUCUGCAGAAUGCUAGUUGUGUAUUCAGGAAGUGAUUAGCCUGUCUGGUAACUCGGUGUAUUGUUUUAGGGCUUCUCAUUUUGUGUAUGCUCCACUUCUUAAGGGAGUCAUUUUGCCAUGAUCUUUGAACCUUCAGGAAAAGAAAACCAUCAGAUCAUUUAACUUUGUUAUUAUUAGUAGUUUAGAGGUGGAAAUAAUAAGAGAGAAUGAUAGUUAAUAUUUAAAAAGCACUUGCUAUUUGACAAAACUUCCCUGAAGUGUUUAUGUAUUAUAUAGAUAUUAAAUUAAGAACACACUCUUAUCUACUAUGCCUUAAGUGAAUAUACAUACAGUAUAUAUUUUAAGUACAUAUUCAUAUAUAUGUAUGUAUUCGCUUAAACUUGCAACAACCGUGCUUUUAUAGAUGAAGGCAAUAAAACUGAAGCCUAAAUAGAUUCGAUAACUACCCAAGAUAUACAGCUUUUGAGCAUUGAUAUUUGAAUUAAUGGAUGCUGGACUCCUCAGUUUGUUUUCAACAGCAGCUUGAUUGUGCCUCAGUCUACUGACCUCAGUGAUUUAGAUCUUGUCUGGACUGUACUUUCCUUGACUAUUAGAGGUGCACAGACAACUGUAUCGGAGGCAGACAUUGUAAAAGACUCAUGUUGCUUGUUUAGUAUAUGGUACAUAACAAAUUAGUUAAGAUCAAGAUAAAUAACUGACAAUCAGCCUUCUUUUACAUUUAAAUAUAAUGCCUUUAUAUUUAAUCAGUGCUCUGAACGGAAGUUCAUCCUAUAAGCUAAAAUUAUCCACAACAUAAAAAUGUAAAACUAAUAUGCUAAGAUGAACAGUAGGUCAUAUCACAAGGUAGGAAUAUGCAUAAAAUUGAUCACAGUUAUACAUUAAAUAUUGUACUUAAAGCAGAUAUCAUUGUAAGAACUAAACACACCCAAAGGGAGAAAAAUUUUAGCCAACUGUGGUGGCAUACAACUGUAAUCCUAGUACAGAAGCUGCUCUGGCAGAAGGAUUGCAGAUUUGAGGUCACUCUAGGGCACAUAAUGAUAUAUUGUCUUUUAAAAGGACCUACUUUAACAAAGACAUUUAUUCUGAGUUCUACUGAGAAAAUAGUCUUUUAGUGGGAAAACAUAAAAGUAACAAGUGUGCUUAAUAUAAACGAUGUUGAGAUUUCCUUUUAGAAGUACUUGAAAUUUUAAAUCAAUUCUAUUCAUUUCUGUGAAUAUAUAAGAGGGAUAUUAGCUCUUGAAUUUUCAUGUUAACAAUGGAUACAGGGGCCCAGAUAUCAAAGAAAAACCCCAAUAAAGUUGCUAACACAUUGCAUUACU